GUCUAACCAAUCAGCUGACAGCCAGUGACAGCAAGAGAUUAUUUUCCCAUGUUGUAAAAGAGUGUACAAAUUGUGAUAAAUUAUUACAUAAAACACCAGUGACGCUAGUUACCACAGUAAUAAGUGACAAAACACAGACACUAUUUAGUGUACACAACAUUUGCGAUGGAUCUACGCAUUUACAUUUGUGACCUGACCAAAUACAUGUGUUAGCAGCUCUGGAAACUCGACAAUGGAAAAGCCCCUGCUAAUACACCAUAAAAACAAAUUUCAAACAUAUAAUUUCAGUAUAAUUUAAUUUUAAAGACAUAAAUAGUUAAUUUCCUGUAUCUAGUCUCAGAAUUGUGUUUGUAAAACAUUUAUUAAUUAAUAAUUUAAAAGUAUAUCAUUGUUAACAGUUUACCAUUUUAAAUCGACAACCACUUUUGAAGUGUCACGCAAUAUUCCAUUAUUAAGUUAUAUUAUUAUACUAUUAUAGAAAAUAAUUAAAACUGUUGUGAAAGAUCGUAGUUGAUAGUUAGUGUGUAUGUUACCAAAGAGUAAAAGAAAUACAUUACUAUUUUAAACAUAGAAAUAUAAUUCACAUAGAGAUAUUAGUUGGCAACAUAGAUGCUUGUUAGUUUAUGGAGUAAGGCAGAGCCAGUGGGUCAGAAAGAGAGGGAAACACAGAAAGAGAAGGACAGCAAAUCCAAGAUGGCCGCCACAAUUGUGGAAACUCCGCCCCCUCAGUUAAUUACUAACAUAGAGUGGAGUAUGAUGGAUAAAAGCAAGUUUUUUCCUCUGUCUAUGCUGAGCAGUUUUACUGUCCGCUGCGCCCUGUAUCCCCUCACUCUGGUGAAGACACAGAUCCAGAUUCAGCGGAAGAAGGAAGCUUACAAGGGGGUCUUUGACGCGAUAUCUCAGAUAUACAGGAACGAGGGCGUCCCCGGGCUUUAUAGAGGCUUUUGGCUCUCCAGUUUUCAGAUAAUAUCUGGAGUGUUCUAUAUAUCUACGUACGAGGGGGUGCGACACGAACUGGGCAAAUACGAUGUCGAUCCUAAAAUGAAGUCAUUCAUAGGCGGAGGCUGCGCCUCAAUAGUGGGGCAGACCAUCAUAGUUCCUUUCGACGUGCUCAGCCAACACCUGAUGGUGUUAGGGCUGGUGAAGGGACGAGCAGGGGGUGCUAAGAACCCGAAAAUCAACCCGCUCGGUCUAACAACAGAGCUCAACCAGUCGCGCGCGGCGCUCGCUCGGGCCGUCGCUCUCCGAGUGUACCGGCUACACGGUCCGCUAGGCUACUACCGCGGCUACACGGCCAGCCUCGCCGCCUACGUGCCCAACUCCGCGCUGUGGUGGGCGCUGUAUACUGCGUAUCAAGACGAGCUCCUAAAAAUCUGCCCCCCAUGGGUGUCGCACCUGCUGAUCCAGUGCGCGGCGGGCACGCUGGGCGGGUUCACCACCACGCUGCUCACCAACCCCCUGGACAUCGUGCGCGCGAGGCUGCAGGUGGAAGGAGUAGGCACGAUGCGUCAAGUGUUCCAGGAGCUGUGGGCAGAAGAAGGUUUCGUAGGACUCUACCUCAAGGGCCUGUCAGCCAGGCUGGUGCAAUCGGCUUGUUUCUCAUUCAGCAUUAUACUUGGUUAUGAGAGUAUUAAACGAGUGGCACUGAGCGAGGAGUAUAGAGCCAGAGUGCGUUGGUGAAUAAAUGAGGUUUUAAAUGAGA
Plutella xylostella (diamondback moth) is the source of this 1702-nucleotide messenger RNA. Its product is annotated as solute carrier family 25 member 44. NCBI's taxonomy places the organism in Eukaryota, Metazoa, Arthropoda, Insecta, Lepidoptera, Plutellidae. The record is from RefSeq and is a predicted model, not a curated record. Gene Ontology annotation, biological process: branched-chain amino acid catabolic process; branched-chain amino acid transport. Gene Ontology annotation, molecular function: branched-chain amino acid transmembrane transporter activity. Gene Ontology annotation, cellular component: mitochondrion.